AGUGCUAUGCGGGAGCAGUACAUGCGCACCGGCGAGGGCUUCCUUCUGGUAUACAGCAUCACAUCGCGGAACUCGUACGAGGAGAUGCCCACCUUCCAGCAGCAGAUUCUGCGCGUAAAGGACCGCGACUACUUCCCCAUGCUCAUCUGCGCCAACAAGUGCGAUCUCGAGUCCGAGCGCCAGGUUGCCUCGCAGGAGGGCCAGGAGAUGGCCAAGGCCUUUGGCUGCCCGUUCCUGGAGACCUCGGCCAAGACAAAGAUCAACGUCGACGAGGCAUUCUACACACUAGUCCGCGAGAUCCGUCGCUACAACAAGGAAUUCGCCUCGCUCUCUGGCGGCGGUGUCUCCGGCGGUAUGAGCGGCCCUGGCGGCGGCUACGGCGGCGCCCCCGAGGACAACGCUGGCGGAUGCGGCUGCAUCAUCCUGUAAGGCGG
Messenger RNA from Linderina pennispora, 434 nucleotides. Its product is annotated as ras-domain-containing protein. Gene Ontology annotation, molecular function: GTPase activity; GTP binding; GDP binding. NCBI's taxonomy places the organism in Eukaryota, Fungi, Kickxellomycota, Kickxellomycetes, Kickxellales, Kickxellaceae. The record is from RefSeq and is a predicted model, not a curated record. The transcript has a single exon. Gene Ontology annotation, cellular component: plasma membrane. The coding region runs from base 7 to 429 and encodes 140 amino acids. Gene Ontology annotation, biological process: signal transduction.